CGUCAUAGUAGGGCACCUGAAAACUUUAAUCUUUACAAAUUCAGACAUUGCUAAUCAACGUGAGCCAAAUAUAAACACAUGUGCAUAAAGAUGUUGCAUGCUUAUUGUUCUUUUAGACGAAUUGAACUAAUUUAAAUGGUAGUUUCCAGUGUUCGCUUUGUUCUAAAACUCGGAUGUAAUUCAAGCGCAAGGACGAGCCUAAAAUAUAUUUACGUUUGGUGCAGAGGUUACGUGUUGUUGAAACUUUGCUUUUAAAGAUGGAACAAAAUCAGCUUAGGUUGACUGCCAAACAGAAGAAUGCCACUAUGACCACUAACCCGUGACCACUAAGUGAAAGAUAAACGAUUAAAAGAAUCUACUAACAAGAGAUAUUCCAAAGGAAAUGGACAACAGAAUAGAAGUAUGUGCUGAUAUUUUAAGCGAGUUUUUGGAGGUGGCAAUACACUGUAUUCUACACUGCCGAGGUGUUUACCCACAGGGUGUCUUUGGCCGCAGAAAGAAGUACAAUGUGCCUGUUCAGAUCUGUCUUCAUCCAGAAGUGAGCAAGUAUAUCACCAAUGUCACAACAUCUGUCAAAUCUCUGCUGAAAGACUGUGGUGCAGACAAAGUGUCCAUCGUUAUUGUGUCAGCAGAUGGCCGGCCAUUAGAGAGAUUUGUUUUUGACAUUUCCUAUAAUACUGACCGCAUGAGGUCUGACAGAGAUGAUGAUUAUCUGCUACACCUGGAGCAAUCACUGAGGGCAUUAUUAUUGAAGUUGAAUGUGUCUGAUGCAUUGCUUCAACCUCUUCCAACAGAGUGCAGCUGGACAGUACAUGUUCACACACGAGAGUCAUCUGCUAGCAAACUAGAAGAAUCUCAGAACAACAUGGAUUUUCCUUGGGUUGAAGCAGAGGAGCGGGAAGUGCAUAUGAACAAUUCACAUAUAGUGCCUCUUCGCUCUUUAAAAUCACAACUAUUUAAAGUACAACUGUUCGCAGAAGAAAGCCGUGACAAAAAGUAAAGGAAAAUCUUUCCCAGGUGAUCAAAACUGUGAUUUUUUGUGUAUUGCGUCUUAAAUAUGCAAAUGAUUGCAUUUGUUUAAAGUUAUCCUGUCCUGUACAGUAAUGUUAAAACCCUGUAAUAAAAUUCUGAUUCUGAUUCUAAAAGUGUCAGUGACUGGGUAGAUGUAAGAAACAAACCUUUAUGAUCAUACCACACAUCUAGAAAAACAUGCACAUAGCCAUACGGUGUGUUUAUUUAAUGAAAAGGCCAUGGGCAAACCAAUAGCCCUGGAAGUCGGCGUACAGACCAAAUCCAGCAGGUCGAUAUUGCUCUAUUAAAAAUUCAAAAGUCUCACUUGACAGUAGCAAGAAAAUCAUCCAGAACGCUUAAAAAUGUUGGGGAGAAAGAGAAAUCAACCAUUCCCAAGAUGGGAGGGAGGAAAAGAGGGGAACCCACUUUAUCACAAGCUUUACUAGCUGAAAAGAUGCUGUGUGAAAAUUUAAAAAUGAAAAAAAAGGUAUCUGCUUGACUAAAGAGGCAGUGUAACAUUAUAAUCCUUUUUGACAAAUAUCAAUACAAAGAAAGAAAAAGGUCGAGCCAUGUCCUUUUGGUGCUGUUGUGGCUUGGUCAAGUCUCCGUUAGGACAUGGAAGUGAGUAAAAUGUUUUUGUUAUAAAACCACUGUUUAUGUGCAGCUAAAUUCCAAAUCUGAUGAUGAUUAUAUAAAGAAUUAUGUAAGGGCAAUUCUCUGAGAAUCUCUCUGAAUAGAUUAUAUACAUGUGCAAUCCACUCAAACAUAUUUACAUCACUGCAUAUGCAGUUUGUAGAUCUGAGGUUUUUGGAAACAUCAAAGUUUCUGGCAUUCUCACCACUAUGAAGGCUGUGUGCACCAUUAAGCGCUUUCCCACACCAAUGCAUAACUUUUACACAAAACAAGGAUGCCAUAUAAAUCUAUUACAAAUUACAUGCAUCUUAAAUCUAUUUACAAAACAACAAAAAGUCUCAUUUUAAAAACCCCCAGUGGAAAUACUAACUGUACACUGGCAUGCACAGGCACACACACAAAGAACAAAGUGCAUGAUGGUUUGCUGAGAAAAAAAUGAUUAACUCUGCUGCAGUUGAACAUACUAUUAUCUCUUCGUCUGACAUGGAAAGAACAAAUUGAGCAAGCAACUCAGAAUGUGAUAAAGAGUGAAGUUUUAGACUAACAUACACAAUCUGUGGAGGUCAAAGGACAUCAUCGGAAAGGUAACGAACUGAGCACUGGACUUGCUACCAAAUCUCUUCAAUCAACUAUUCAAAAUCUGCAAUUUAGCCACUUUACACAAAACAAACAAUCAGAAAUGUUCACAAUCAUUUAAAAUACAAAUAAAAAGAAAGAAAAAAAGGGGACCAAACUUAAAUGGGGAAAAGGGAGGAAGAAAGAAAAUCUGUACUGUCAUAAGUGCAUAUAAAUGUGCAUAUAUACAAACAGAUGGGAGUUUUCCUUUUUAUGCACAUCAUAUUAUUUUAGCUGAAGCCAAACCUUGGCUGAUACGUGUGCAUGCUCACUAUAAGGUCACACCUGCUUUGUCUCCUUUUUGGACGACUGGCUGGCUUGGUGCCUUGUGGCACAGCGGUAUCACUGAACCAGCAAUUGCAAGAUUCAAAUCACAAGUUGCACCCUGGAUCUGCAAGGGUAUGUUAUAAACCAGAAAAACAGCAAACACGUGGGAACCACCUUGGAACUAGGCUACCUCCACCCUGCCGCCCAAACUCAACAACAACUAAAUCAACCACUAUGUCAAUCACAAAAUGAAGUGGGUUAACUUAUGCUUUUGUCUUCUCAUUGAGAAAUUUAAAAAACAAAACACAGAACACUGAUUCAUUUUAUGUCACGAUAUACAGGAUUGGGGCAGGG
This is a messenger RNA of Pomacea canaliculata, 2880 nucleotides long. RefSeq names its product mitotic spindle assembly checkpoint protein MAD2B-like. Gene Ontology annotation, cellular component: zeta DNA polymerase complex. The record is from RefSeq and is a predicted model, not a curated record. NCBI's taxonomy places the organism in Eukaryota, Metazoa, Mollusca, Gastropoda, Architaenioglossa, Ampullariidae.